Messenger RNA from Jatropha curcas, 1828 nucleotides. Its product is annotated as RNA-binding CRS1 / YhbY (CRM) domain-containing protein. Gene Ontology annotation, biological process: Group II intron splicing. Lineage: Eukaryota; Viridiplantae; Streptophyta; Magnoliopsida; Malpighiales; Euphorbiaceae. Gene Ontology annotation, molecular function: RNA binding. The record is from RefSeq and is a predicted model, not a curated record.
GUGUAAUUCUGCACUGACAAAACCCCCGCCAUUUCCAUUCUCUUUUGCCAUUAACUCCAAUCCAUAACGGUCCUUAAACCCUAACUUAACUAGAUUGGGAACCCAAUCCUUGAUGUCACUUCUCGCUCGCCUCUCCCGCCAGAAACCACCGCCGCCUUCUUCGCUCUGUCUGACGUUACUCGCCCGUCAUCUCUCUUCUGCUUCCACUUCGUCAAAACUCCAUGACCACUACGCUUUCAGACCCCCGCCCUCUCUCUCUCCCCAAGAACCUGAUAACCCUAAUCCGACUACCAGGAAAAAGCAAAAGCCUUUGUAUCGUCCGCCUUCCACGCUCGAUCGGACGGGCAAAAAGCCGACACACUCCGAUCUGCCGUUUGAUUUUCGGUAUAGUUACACGGAGAGUAGUCAGUCGGUGAGGCCCAUUGGACUUAGAGAGCCUAAGUACUCGCCAUUUGGUCCAGACCGUUUGGACCGAUCAUGGACCGGUGUAUGCGCCCCGGCUGUUGAUCCGAAGGUGAAGUCAUUGGACGGAACUGAUGAUCCUAAUUUGGAGGAGAAGAGGAAGUUGAUGAGAGAGAAAAUCCAAGGAGACCCACUUACCAAUGCUGAGAGGAAGAUUCUAGUGGCACAAUGUCAAAGGAAUAAAACCAAGAGGCAAAUUAAUCUCGGGAGAGAUGGUUUAACCCACAACAUGCUGAAUGAUAUUCAUAAUCAUUGGAAACAUGCCGAAGCAGUCAGGAUUAAAUGUUUAGGUGUUCCUACUGUUGAUAUGAAAAAUGUGUGCUCUCAGCUUGAGGAUAAAACCUUUGGGAAGAUUAUUCACAGGCACUGUGGUUCACUGGUAUUAUAUCGAGGCAGGAAUUAUAAUCCCAAGAAAAGACCUGUGAUUCCAUUGAUGAUGUGGAGACCUCAUGAACCCAUCUAUCCCAGGCUAAUCAAAACUACAAUCGAUGGCCUGAGCAUUGAUGAAACAAAGGAAAUGAGGAAGAGAGGACUUGCUGUACCUGCUUUAACAAAACUUGCUAAAAAUGGGUAUUAUGCUAGUCUGGUACCCAUGGUCAGAGAUGCUUUUCUCACCAAUGAACUGGUUCGGAUAGACUGCCAGGGCUUGGAGAAGAGUGAUUACAAGAAAAUAGGCUGCAAACUGAGGGACUUGGUUCCUUGUAUUCUCGUAACAUUCGAGAAGGAGCAGAUUGUUGUGUGGAGAGGAAAGGAUUAUAAGCCUCCGGAAGAUGGAGAAUUGUUUGCUGAUAGGGAAUUCUUUGAUGAUCCUGAGGGCAGUAGUAUGGGUCUCAGUGAAGACAGUUGUAGCUCAGAUGACAACAGCAGUCCAGGGUUCUACUCUGGUGAUGACGAGUAGUUUCUUUCUCGCUGUUUGUUAAGCUCAAACUUUCACAUUUUAUUGGACUUGGCUUGUGUUCUGCAAUGUGGAAAAUUUGGAAUGUGAAUCUAGAGGAGGCUGAGCUGUCAUCAUUGGAUGAAGCGGAGUAUAGCAGCUGCAGUAGAUGUCAAAUUGGUUCACUGCUAAAUGUGACCGUACUCUCUGCAUCCCCGCUGAAGAAAUGAAAUGGUACAGAAGUAAUCAAAAUCAAAAGAUUGAGAAUUUGGGGGGGGGUGUACAAAUGUUCAAGGUGAUUUUUGCCAUUUCGAUAGAAUGUUUAAUAUUUUGCUCGCUCAGUGUUUGAGGGAAUGGGUCGUCCGGGAUCUAUGCAUUUGAAGAUGGAACAGCUAAUAGCACAUAUAUAAAAUAUAAAUAGAGAUUUGGACUUACUUGCCCUAAUUUUACCAUUUAAAAUUUACUAAUUGAUUACUUAAUUUUUCACCCUUA